Loa loa (African eye worm) is the source of this 218-nucleotide messenger RNA. RefSeq lists its product as hypothetical. The record is from RefSeq and is a predicted model, not a curated record. NCBI's taxonomy places the organism in Eukaryota, Metazoa, Nematoda, Chromadorea, Rhabditida, Onchocercidae. The annotation marks the transcript as partial. The transcript has a single exon.
GACAUACAACGAAUGGGAAAGAUGAUUGCAAUGUUGUGGAUCGCCAUCACCCAGAAUGCAACCGAGCAGCAUCAUCAGACAAUCACGCUGCGUGGAAGCCAAAUGACGACUGUAUGUGUAAUAGGGAGCUGAACAAUAAGUUAGGCACCGGUAAAGAUAGAAGAAGAUGUGGGGAGGAGGAGGAGGAGGAAGAGAAGGAAGAGAAAGAAGAGGAGUAG